CAACAGUUGCAACAGUCCGAGUCCCCAUCCAUCUCCCAGCUUGCUCCCGGCGGCGGCGGCGGUGACGGUGGUCCUCGUCCUCGUCGUCGACCCUGCCUCCUCCGGCCCCCGAUGCAUCACCACCCUGGGCCUUUCCACGUCUUCAGGGCGGAGCGUGGCGUCACGGCUGGAUACCACCACCACAUCGGAGAUGGCGCCGCGCAGCUCCCCCCCGAGCUCCUCCACCACCCCCGCAGCCCCAACCCCAGCUCCAAGUCCUCCAGCAACGUCACCGUCGCCAACUUCCCGUCGCUCGCCAGUCCGCAUGGAGUAGUGGGGUCGUUGGGCAUGGCGACGCCGGGAAUGGCAUUUGCGGCGGCGGAGGGCCGGUUCUGCACGCCGAGGGCGGCCGUGCAGCAGCUCGAGAACUGGGGCGACUCCCUCUCCGGCAUCGUCGUCACCAGCCCGCUCACCGAGACCUCCACGGACCUCGACGACAGCGGCGACAAGCACCACGCCCUGAUGGGCGGUGGUGGCGCCGGCGGAGGGGCGCAUUCCCAACGACGGGUGGGGUGUGUCGAUUCCUCUGAAAGAACAGGAGAUGAGAAGACCGCACGGAGGCUUGCACAGAACCGCGAGGCGGCCCGGAAAAGCCGCAUCAGGAAGAAGGCUUACCUAGCGCAGCUGGAAAGCAGCCGAUCCAAGCUGACGCACCUUGAGCAAGAGCUUCAGAGGGCAAGGCAGCAGGGAAUCUUCAUUGCCGGUGGUGGCUCCGGUGACUGCUCAAGCCGAGGCGCCUUGGCGUUCGAUUUGGAGUAUGCGCGGUGGCUCGACGACCACCAGCGCCACAUCAACAACCUGAGGGUGGCCGUGAUCGCGGACAUGGGCGACGACGAGCUGCGCAUCCUCGUCGAGUUCGUGCUGCUGCACUACGACGAGUUCUUCAGGCUCAAGAACCUGGCGACCAAGUCCGACGUGUUCCACGUCCUGUCGGGCAUGUGGAUGAGCCCCGCCGAGCGGUUCUUCAUGUGGCUCGGCGGGUUCCGCUCGUCGGAGAUCCUCAAGGUACUGGCCAGCCACCUGGAGCCGCUGACGGACCAGCAGCUGAUGGGCAUCUGCAACCUGCAGCAGUCGUCGCAGCAGGCGGAGGACGCGCUGUCGCAGGGGAUGGAGGCCCUGCAGCAGGCGCUGUCCGAGACGCUGGCCGCGGCGGCGGGGGCCGGGCCGCUGGCCGGCGCCGCCAACGUGACCAACUACAUGGGGCAGAUGGCCAUCGCCAUGGGGAAGCUGAGCACGCUGGAGAACUUCCUCCGGCAGGGCGACCUCCUGAGGCAGCAGACCCUGCAGCAGAUGCACCGCAUCCUGACGACCCGGCAGGCCGCCCGCGCGCUGCUCGUCAUCAGCGACUACUUCUCCCGGCUCCGCGCGCUGAGCUCCCUCUGGCUGGCGCGGCCGAGGGACUAGCUGGCGCGGAUGGAGUCGGCGGCGUUCGAUCGGCGACCGGCUGCGAUGCGAGGGAGACGCCGCCCGCUCACUGAGCUGCGAAUUGGAUCCUUCGGAGAUUUUGAGUAAUGCUAGUGGCUAGUAUAUGUAACCGAAAUGUUGCACGGGACGCUGGAUGGCUGCUGCCGAGUAGUAGUGGACAACUAGUAGCGUAGCCGUAACAAGUGAGAUGUUAUCUAACUUAAUCCAUCCGGCCGGAGUAUUAAAGGGGGAAAGACGUCGUUGGAGAACACUCUUGCUCUAAUAUGUUAAAACGGCAUGACUCCAACGUAAAGUUGGUAAGUUACAGUUUUAAAG
Messenger RNA from Triticum dicoccoides, 1779 nucleotides. RefSeq names its product transcription factor TGAL3-like. Gene Ontology annotation, biological process: DNA-templated transcription; regulation of DNA-templated transcription. Lineage: Eukaryota; Viridiplantae; Streptophyta; Magnoliopsida; Poales; Poaceae. The record is from RefSeq and is a predicted model, not a curated record. Gene Ontology annotation, molecular function: DNA-binding transcription factor activity; sequence-specific DNA binding. The transcript is spliced from 10 exons. Bases 112 to 1443 code for a protein of 443 amino acids.